GCAACGGUUCAGUAUACGUCUUCUUCUUACGUUGUCGGACCGCCAGCCUCGCUUAGCCAUGGCGGAGCAGCAGCAGCAGCAGCAGCGCAGCAAGCAAACAAGCAUCCUUCUUACCUUUUGCAUUCUCCAAUUUGUCCGGCAGCUCCGUCGGCGUGUCAAGCCGCGUGUGCGUGAAGGCUCAAUCGACACGCGCAGCCUUGGCAUCACGCUCCCAGGCGUCUCCAGCGCGCCAUCACCGUCGAUCAAGGUCCAGGAUGCGAAGCAGAUGCGGCGAGCAGCCCACGGCGUGUGCAAGAGCCAGUGCCAGCACCACGACAACCCGGCCUUGGUCCGAUCGUCAUGCCACUUGCACACGCCGGCUUCGGCUGCUCCCGCAAGUCGAAACCUGGCUGACGACAAGGUGCAACAGAUGCUGUGCUCAGUCGACGGUAAACUCCAUGCUACGGGAAACGCUUUUUCAACAACUGCAAGUAACAGCGCCCUCUUUCUCAAACACAACAAUGCAUCCAUUGUUGAGGGGCGUUCCAUGAGCGAAACCAUCCAGCUCCUGGCCGCUGUGCACGACGCCGUAAAUGUGCUUUUUGACUGUCGCGAGCAAUACGGCGACGACUGGCUGCUGGCCCAGGGACUCGAUGCGGGCCUGGUGCUGGAUGAAAACUUCAUAGCCAACUACGAGCACCUGCUGCUGCGCCUGCAGACGGACCUUGUCGACGCUUUGUCGCGCAGGGCGCUCGAGGAGCUGCUUCACGGCAGCCACGACAAGAAGCAACGCAAGCUGCUCGGCUGGUUUACUGAAUUCGCCGCCAAGCCACAGGCCCUCAGUACCUCGUUCCCAUGGACCAUCAAGCCUUCGCUGGCCGUCCUGUGGGGGGUCUGCUGGAUGUACUACGACCGUCCGGUGGAUGAGCGGAAAAGAAGCGGCAGCAGAGACCGCGUGCCCCUCGACUCAGUGCUGCAAAAUAUCCAACUCGCGUGGGAUACAGGUGCAUCUUCAGACUACGUCAGCCUCGGGCGCCAGCUGAUUGGCGAGCCCUCGCAACACGAUGCCCAUGCAGCAAACAUGGGUGUGGGCCUUGAGCACGACAUGUUCCAGGCACGAAACACGGAAACCUGGGAGUCCGAUUUGGCUCUCGACGGCCGAACGAGCAGGCUGCCAGCCUUGGUGGUGAGCCAGGCAGGGUCAAGGGCGGAUCCGUUGCCGCUUCCAAACCAAGAUACUUAUUUCGACGUCGCCUCCCCUUAUGGCCAUGUAGUAUCGCCCAUUAAUAAUUUGUAUUCGCCUCACAGUCCAGGCACUGCUGCGCCACUCAAGGUCUUUCCGCACCUUGGCACCCACCAUCACCACAACCCUUGGCUACAAGCGUUGCCACCUCAAGACACUCCACGUCAUCUGAUCACUCCUGCGCACAAUCCGACUACCACAGUCACCGGAACCCCGGAGAGUCAAUUCCUUGCUCCGCCACAAAGGGCAUUCGCGUCCUCUUCUUCUAUAUAUCCACCAAGUUGCCAACCUCAGGCCCCGCCACUGAACUUGCAUCCUUCCUACUUCCCCUACACUGAUCUCUCCUACAUCAUGACGGAUCUAGCCCCCAGCCCUGCGACCGCUCCGGCCCUGCACGAGCACAAGCGGACUGCUUCAACUACUUCGACCACCUCAACCACGUCAGUCUCUGGCGACAUGCCCACUCCAGUCAGCAUGGGCUGCCCACGUUCUCCCAUAACAUCUCCCACUGCUGGAGAAGCACAGCCAGCAGCUCCCAGCCCGCAGCGAUCUCACAACAGAAGUUUAUCCAUAGAUUCGUCUCAAGAUGGUGACGACGACGGAUCGCUACGGAAGAACCACAGCUAUAAGCGCGCCGAGGAGCCGCCGCGCAACCAAGACGGCAAGAUGAUCUGCAAAUACCAAGAAUGCAACGGCGUAUCAUUUGAUCGCAAGUGCGAAUGGAGCAAACACAUGGACAAGCAUGACCGGCCUUACAAGUGCAAUGCCAAAGGAUGCGAAAAGCUCCAAGGAUUCACGUACAGCGGCGGGCUUUUGCGGCAUGAGCGCGAAGUGCACAAGCUGCACGGCGGUACCAAAAAGUGCCUUUUUUGUCCGUUCCCCGACUGCAAACGCAGCUCAGGCGCCGGCUUCACGCGGAAAGAGAAUCUUGCUGAGCACAUCCGCCGCGUACACCGCAGAACAUCAAUGUCAGCAGACUUGCAUGGCUUGGUGAUUCGUCGCGACAUGGUUCGGCGUGAGAUGGAAGGGUCGCCCAUCCCUGAGCCAGGCGAAUCCGAGUCGCCGUACAGCCGGGCCCUGGAGUUUCGUGAGGAGGACGAGAUGAGCCUGAAGCGCAAGCGUGCCGCCUCUGACUCUGGGCCGACUGACCGUGCCAACGACGAGAUGCGCACUGAGAUUAAGCGUCUGCGCCAAGAGAAUGAAGAGAAGGACUCGCGACUGAAGCAGCUGGAGCAGGCCGUCAUGGCGUUGCAGCAGCAGGGCCGCAAGUAAGAGAGGGAGAGAGAGAGAGAGAGAGAGAGGCCAAGGUCUGGAUACUUUGACGCUCUCGGUCUGUUUGCAUUGCAGGCGUCGGAUUAAUUUGGGAGCCUUUUUCUGACUGCAUUUUUCAAGGGCAGUUUUUUGGGGGUUUCUUUGUUUAUACUUUCUUUCGCUACGCUCAUUGUAAAUACUACUGGAGCGAGUUGACCACAUGUAGACGUUUAAGGGUAAUUUGUUAUUGGAGCACUUGUUGGCAUGGCUGGAACAUGGACCACCACGAGAUGACGUUAUAUCAAGACUGCAAUGCUGGGGAAAGGCAAUAGGAAGAAGGGGGGAUGGGAAUGGGAAACCGCUCGCUCAGAUUAUUUAGGGAUGACUAUACCACAUGUAGUUUGAAAGUAAAAUGAUGUUGUCGGCUA
This is a messenger RNA of Exserohilum turcica Et28A, 2901 nucleotides long. RefSeq lists its product as uncharacterized. The transcript has 5 exons. Lineage: Eukaryota; Fungi; Ascomycota; Dothideomycetes; Pleosporales; Pleosporaceae. The record is from RefSeq and is a predicted model, not a curated record. The coding region runs from base 59 to 2494 and encodes 811 amino acids.